ACGUUUGCUGGUCGUAUUACCCUAAGCUUCGUGAGAGGGGAAACAGCGGAUCACCCCAAAAAGCUCGUACUCAAGUGUGGGAGAGUUUCUUGUUGUCGACACAGAUAGAUACAACCCAAAGUUUGCAUUACGUCAUGGAUGUCGUAAGGUGGGAAAGAACAGGGCGUACCUUUCUCAGACCAGAAUUUUGUUCUGCUUUUUGGAGAAAUAAAACAUGUUUGACUGGAACAAGUCACAAGAGCCCAACCUACAUAUAGAAGCUAUCGGAUUAAUUGCAGCUCCGAUUUCUUGUGUUGGAUCGGAGCAGGUGGUAGUAAUCAUUCUGCACCAGCUCAAAGAGAUAGAGACGAAGAAGAAGAAGAAGAAGAAGAAGAAGAAGAAGAGGUCAGAGCUUCAGAGAUGGCAUGCCUGGUAAGGAGAGGGGUGAGACAGUACAACAAAUCAGAAACACCGCGUAUUCGGUGGACGGAGGAGCUUCAUGGCCGCUUCGUUGAUGCUGUCCAUGUGCUUGGAGGACGGAACAAAGCAACUCCAAAGCAGAUUCUACAGCUGAUGGGUGUGAAGGGUCUGACCAUAUCUCACGUCAAAAGCCACCUGCAGAUGUACAGAAUCACGAGCAGCUCAGCCAAACUUGCAGAUAAUCUGAAAAGGCCAAGGAGACCACGGCAUGAUUCAUCAGGUCUUCCCGAAGAUCCACACCGGAGCUCCGCAUUCAUCUGCGAGUACAUGUUCCAAAUGCCGUCGGUGGAAGAGUUGCUGAGAGAGUGGAUCUCGAGGAAGAGCAACAUUCAUCCAGAUCGGGUGUCGGACCAGAAUCACAAGAACAAAAACGAAUCUUUAAUGCAGAUGGAAGAAGAGAUGGACGACUGCGAGCUGACUCUCUCAUCGGUCAACCAUCACAAGUCAACAGAGACGGAUUCGGGUUCGAGUAUACACUCCUCGGAUGCAACUGAAGUUGCAGUUCCGAGGAGCACCAAUUCGGGUGACGGCUCCACCGGCUGUGGAGCCUCGGCUGCCAACCACCUCCUCAACUUGGAGCUGACCAUCGCAUCUCCUGGUGGUUCCCGUCAACUGGUUUUAUAGCUGUAGAAGGAGAAGAAGAAUUGAAAGGACAAACAUACUCGAUCUUGGUUUCAGCAAUCUGUCGGACCGACGACCACUUAUACCCCUCCCGGUAUCAUCGGAACAAAUAAUACGAAUGGAUCGUAUCAUAUACCGAUGUACGUAACGUACUGAUGCGACCGAUAUCUGAAACCAAGUGGUCUUUUGUAUGAACAAUUGCCGUGUUCCAUUCAUAUCCAUAUCAUCCAUCUUUCCAUUCAGUUCUGCAGAAUCAAAUCAAUC
This is a messenger RNA of Musa acuminata AAA Group (dessert banana), 1344 nucleotides long. RefSeq names its product myb family transcription factor MPH1-like. NCBI's taxonomy places the organism in Eukaryota, Viridiplantae, Streptophyta, Magnoliopsida, Zingiberales, Musaceae. The transcript has 5 exons. Gene Ontology annotation, molecular function: DNA-binding transcription factor activity; DNA binding. The coding region runs from base 400 to 1083 and encodes 227 amino acids. The record is from RefSeq and is a predicted model, not a curated record.